Molecule: messenger RNA, 6305 nt
Organism: Mytilus californianus (California mussel)
Lineage: Eukaryota; Metazoa; Mollusca; Bivalvia; Mytilida; Mytilidae
Product: ubiquitin-conjugating enzyme E2 H
Exons: 7
Coding region: 104-649 (181 amino acids)
Biological process (GO): protein polyubiquitination; ubiquitin-dependent protein catabolic process
Cellular component (GO): nucleus
Molecular function (GO): ubiquitin conjugating enzyme activity
Source: RefSeq, a predicted model, not a curated record
UCGUCAUGCAUAGAUUUCCACAUCCGCCAUCAUUGUUGUUUUUGUUUUGAGGACAGAUUGCAGACGAAUAAAACUUUCCAGAAAAUAAGUUAUAUUGAACGAAAUGUCUUCACCAAGCCCAGGAAAGAGAAGAAUGGACACUGAUGUUGUGAAGCUUAUUGAAAGCAAGCAUGAGGUGACAAUACUAGGAGGAUUGAACGAGUUCAUCGUGAAGUUUUAUGGACCUAGUGGAACUCCAUAUGAAGGAGGAGUGUGGAAAGUGAGAGUAGAUUUACCAGAGAAAUACCCUUUUAAGUCUCCCUCUAUUGGUUUUAUGAACAGGAUAUUUCAUCCCAAUAUAGAUGAAGUAUCUGGCUCUGUAUGUUUAGAUGUCAUUAACCAAGCAUGGACUGCUUUAUAUGAUCUGUCCAAUAUCUUCGAGUCUUUUCUCCCACAGUUGUUAACUUACCCUAACCCUACCGAUCCACUUAAUGGUGAUGCUGCCUCAAUGUAUUUACAUAAACCAGAAGAAUACAAGAAGAAGGUUGCAGAAUAUGUAAAGAAAUAUGCAACAGAAGAAGCAUUAAGAGAACAUGAACACCAGUCAUCAUCUAGUGAAAGUUCUAUGAGUGAUUUCUCAGAAGAUGAAGCUCAAGACAUGGAACUGUAACCAUAGCUUUGUCAUAAGAUUUCAUCAUCCCAUAUUGCAUCAGUUCUAAAUUUAACACCAAGUGAAAGUGAAAAUGCUGUUUAUUGCUUGUCCCCCUUGUUGCUUCAUAUAAUAUGUUGUUUGUUGUUGUUUAAGAUGGUGAAUUUAUUGAUAGAUGGAAAGAUUAUUUUCAGCUGUUAUUAUGACAAUGUGUGUAAAAUGUUUUUUGACAUCUUAUUGGAGCAGGCUUCUCCAAAUUCAGAUUUUUUAUACACGAACAAGGUUUUUUCCAUUCCAUUACAGCAUUGUAAUAAGGAAUUUUUGGUUUGUUGCUAUUCACUUUGAAAAAAUUUAAGUUAUUGUGAAUGGUUAACAAUAUAUUUAUUUUUCUAUUAAACCAACUUCCACCAUUCUUAUUUGAGAAAUAAACCAACAUUUUUUGGACACUAGGGUAUUAACAGUUAAACCUUCACAAAUCAUAUAAAUUCCUAUAUAGGAAAGCUCUUUAUAAAACAAUAAUAAUUUCUGAUAAUUGCACAAAAAUGCAUAUUUUUUAUAAUGAUGGAACUAACUAAAAAAUUCCCUGUUAUUUUAAUCCAUCAAUAAUAAACAUAAAUUGUGCUUUGAAAACAUUCGUACCAUUUUUAAUGAUAAACAAGGGGAUGUUAUCUGACCUGGUGUUAUUUUUAGAACAUGUUAACCUGGGAAAUUGUUAUGCAGGUCUUCAGGAAAUGUUUUGAAUGAAGUAUAAUUGUAAUACGAAAUGUAAGAUUCUUACUCCUUUUAAUAUUCUUAUAUUUUAGUUCAUAUCUAACAACAAAACCUGGAAAAUUGAGUUGUUUAUAGCAGUCUUAAAAAAAAAAUUGAAAUAAUAAUGUUUAAUAUUUCUGUAAAUUUUCAAAUUCUGAGCACAGUUAGCAACAUGUUUGUGUCGCUGUACAUCAAAGUUGUAGGAAAAAAGAAAACAUAGGGAUAACUUAUGUCAUCUUGGGUCAUCGUCAUCCACGUCACACUUUAAUAAUGGGGGUUUCCCAUACCAAAACAACCUUGAAAAUGGCACAACAAUAUUCCACCAAACUUACACAAUACACAUAUUCUUCUACAGGAUAUGAAGUCGUGCAUCUUCUAUUUGAAUUUUUUAAUCUGAGUGAUUUUGAGGUUUCCCCUUACGAAAAACAUGGAAUUCACCAUUUCUAGUUAUAUUAUUUGGUGAUUGACAGGCAUCACAUGCCUUCCUUGGAAGACUCGCACAUUUUUUUGAUGCAAACACUAUAUUUUAUGUGUGGCCUAUGUAAGCUUUGAUGGAUAGUAUUAAAUUUCUUCAUUUGAUAUAAUUAUGCUGUGAUAAAUGUUUUGAACUAGUGCUUUGAAAUGUCCCCCAAAACUUAAAACUGUUAAAAGAUUUUUGUCUUUCAACUUUGCAAAGUAACGUACAUGUUCAAUUGCAAAAUUAACUUUGUAAUUAUUAGAAUAAAACAAUCAGGUGUUGAAAAGGGUAGAAAUAAUUUCAACUUUAAUAUUUUCUUAUUUGAAAGUUUAAACUUUAAACUUGGAUUUUUACAAAGUUUUAUUAGUUAAUACUGUACCUUUAUCUUUUAAUUUUAAUGAAAUGAAUUUUUAUGAUAUGUAGACUUUUUUUCAGUAUUUUUGUCUAAAUUUUGAUGCAUAAAACAACAAGAGAAAUUAUUGAAUGAAAUAAUAAUAGUAAUAGCAUUUAAUAGUGAUGUAUUGGAUAGGGCAAAUAUUGCUUAUUUUAUUUUUACUGCACUUAAUUUGAACAAAUACAUGAAGAUAAAAUUUAAGGAAUGACAAAAAUUUGAUAUCAUUUAAAAAACACUUUUUUUCCAUAAUUUUUUUUUAGUAAGUUUUAACAAAAGAUUAUGUAUUGAUAAAAUGUUAUUAUGCGCUAACAGUGUAACAUUGAUCUCUUUACAUAACAGAUUGAAUCACUCAAAUUUGGAAGAAUGAGGAUUUGACCGCACAUAUAAAGUUUGAUAUUAGUAAGAAGAAAUGAAAACAUUUGAAUUGCGAAUUUGGUUUGUUACAAUAUUGAUUCCCAGGUUUUUUCUCUCAUAUGUCACUUCACAGAAAGCUGUUCUGUCUAAUUGUUAAAAUUUUCAGUCUUUUGGUUUGAUAUUAAAAAGCUGUGUCAGUUUUUACAUAACAAUUUUAUAAUUAAAAAAGGUAAACAAAGUUAUAUUGUAAUGAUAAUCGUUAAAUAUUUGAAUACUAUGCCAGAACUUUUAUUUAAGUGGAAGUUUGAGCCCAUACACAAUUUAAGCAAAACUGUUAGAUUCUGAAAAUAGGGUUCUUUGAAAAUUAGAUUCUUAAAUUAAGGUUCUUUGACAUUAGAUUUUGAAAUUAAGGUUCUAUGAUUAAGGUUCUUUGACAUUAGAUUUUGAAAUUAAGGUUCUAUGAUUAAGGUUCUUUAACAUUAGAUUCUAAAAAUAAGAUUUCUUGACAUCAUAUUCUGAAAACAAGGUUCUCUGACAUUGUAUAUGGAAAAGGGAAAAUAAUGUUAUAUCUGCUUGGAUUUAUGAAAAAAGAAGACUGUUAUAUUUUCUUUAGGAUUUAAAUAGAACUGUCACUCAUUAAAAAAGAACUGGUUCCAGUUACUCAGUUACUCAAAAUGUCUAGACAGCAAUGAUAAUAUUUACAUUGAAAGCAUUAUUAUUCAUGCUAAGAACAAAGAUCUCUGAAAAUUUUAACAAAAAAGUCGGGACAGUCUUUGCACAUUUUAAGCUGGUCAUGAAUGGAUGUGGAGUAAUUGUUAUUUUGAAGUAAAUGUUUUUUUAUAGUUGAAAAUUUAAUAAAUGACUUAAUGUGAGCUAUAUUGGUUCAUUUUAUCAUGAAUUUAGAAAUCAUAUUUAUCAUGUAGUUUUUUUCAAUUUUGAGUUUCGAUGUGUUAUACAAGUAUAUUUGUAUAUUUUUUUUUAUAAACUGGGAUAAUUCUGUGGUUGUUUCUGAUUGGUAAACAAAAAAUGUCUUUAGACUUGAGUCAAGCUUACUUAUUAUUGAUUAUGUUCAGUGACAAACCAUGUCUUGAAACAUGGUUUAGAAUGAAAAGUUAUGAAUUUUACCAAAGUUAAACAGAUUUAUAUAGAAGUUUAAAAAAAAAAAAGACUGCCCUUAUAUUAACUUCGUAUGUGUUAUGUUGUGAAAAAGCAAAUCAAGAGUUUGGGUUUUAUUAAUUUAUGAUUAAUUAGGUAAUGAAUUUGAAAAUAAUUAUUUUUGCGUAAUUCAUGUAAAACAUCAUGUAAGACAUGAACUAAAGAGGAGUAAGUCCUAGAAUUUUUUUUUUUUUUUUAAGUCAGAAUUUUUUAGCUUAAGGUCAUUUCAACUUAAAAAAGUAUAAAUUGUCUGUUUGAUACAGUGGUAGGUUUGUCUGUAUUAUUAACAAUUUAAAUCUUGUUUCCAUCAAAAUUUUCAAAAGUGCAAGGUUAAAAUAAUGGUAGGUAACAGCCAUAGGAAUUUAUCAUCAGUUUAUUUCCAAUACCAAUUGUUUUUCAUUUCUAAUUAUUUUAGCAGAUGCCUUUCAUGCUAUCAUGUUAAGUUUACAAUAUUUUUGCUGAAUGGGGAAACAUUAUGGCUAAUAGAUUUUUUUUUCAUGCAAUUUAGGCCAUAGAAUUUAAGACACGCAUACCAUGAAAGACCGUGUGAUGUAGGGGAAAAAUGCUGUUUGAAAGCUUUUUUUUUAGUGAAUUUUAAAAAGGAAUCUAAUUGUUAUAUCAACAAAUUAGUAGAAUAUAUCAAAUCAUGUUGAUAUCAAACAUUUUAGAUACUCCUAGCUAUUUUAAAAACUAAAAACACAAACAUGAAUAAAUAAAGAUUGCUAUAUCAUUGAUGUAAUACCCCACAUUUCCUUUUAUUUAUUUUCAAUUGUCUUGGUAGAAUAGAUUAUCAAGAUCCCAAUAUUUUUUUUAUCAAACCAUGAAAAUUUGUAUCAGCAAAAAUAAAGUCAUACUUAUACACUUAACUUCAUUGAAAUGAACAAAAUUCUUGUCAUAUGAAAUUUCAUGCUUUUUCCUGUAGAAUCUCUGCUUUUUGUGCUUGCAUACCAUUUGUUUUGCUGUCACUGUGUAGAAGAUUGUGUAAUGUACAUUUGUUCCAGGAGAAAAGACUCUUUAUUUAGGCUUCAGAGUCUAUGGAUUUAGUAGGUUAUAAAUAUGUUGUAAAACAUUAUUCCCUCCAUGAAAUUAUAUUAGUUGUGGCCAUCUGGAUAAAUGAUAUUGUUAUUUCCAUCAAUAUUACGGAAAGCAAUGUAUAAGAAGCUUUGUUAAAAUAAUUUUGAUUACAGUAAAAAAAAUUUUUUUAAGAUAUUAAAGUAUUUCUCUCUGAUAAAUUUUGCAAGUGUGACCCAAUAGAACUGGUUUCUGUUUUACCAGAAAACCUGUAGAAACAGGAAACCAGUAGAGAACUUGUACAAAAAUGAUUUUUUCUCUCCAAAAUUGAUCAAUGUAGUGAAAGUAAAUCAACAUGUACAACAAUAGUUUAUAUAAACUGUAUAAAGCAAUAAUACUUUAUGUCUGUUAUUUUAUGAUAGAAGUAUGAAUAUAAGCUUCCAGAUGUAUUUAAUUCUUAAAAAAUACCUCCUACUCGUUUUGCCAUGUUGAAUGUUUUGUAUCAAAUUGGUGAGAAUUCCUUAUUUUUGUUAAGUCUUGUUUUUAAUGUCAUGUUGCCUAUUGUUAAGAUUUUGUUACAAUGAUACAUAUUUUGGUGAGAGUAGCCAAUAGUGAUUAGGUCAUGUUGUUGCGAUUUAAUAUUGAUAAUUAUGUGAUUCAUGCUGGACCAUUUUCUGAUUUCAAUACAGAAGUACAAAACUUACAAUGAUUUUUAAACAAUCAAAGAUUUGCAUACUAUAAAUUCGGAAUAAAUAUAUGCUGAUUUAUAAAUAAAAAGUGUUUAAAGUUGACUUAACCUAAAAAUAUAUUAAAAACUAUUAUUAUUGAUAAGAAAAAACAGCACAUUGAUAGAUGAAUUUUCAGUAUUCAUGUUGAUUUUUUAAGAAAUGUAUAUUAUUCCUUGACAUCAUUUGAAAUUAGAAUGUAUCAAUAUAGAUGUUUGAGAUUAGUUUCUACCCAUUUUCCAAAACUGAAGGAUUCUACAAAAAUAUUGAGAAGUCACCAAGAAUUUGUUGAUUUUCUAAAUUAUUUGACAUGAAUGAAUAUAACUGCAGACUUUAGAUUUAUUAGGCAAAUAUAAAAUGGGGACUUAGUUUUAUUGAAAUAUUUGGAAAACCUAGAUUACUUGAGCAAUUGUGAACACUUUUUAAUUGUUGCUGUGAUGGGGCAUUUCACAAAAACCAUUGUUCCUUACAUCCUCGUCCUGUGAUCUCCAGCUAGAAGAGAGUUGUCUUAUUUGCAAUCACACCACAUCUUAUUUUUAUAUAAAACACAGCCUUUAUACAAUACCUAUUGGUUAGCUACAGGAAUUAUUGAAUUUAUGAGCUUUGAUCUUAGCCUUUUAAAUUAUUUUAUUGAUAUCAGAUUAUGGAUCCAGCAAUAUUUUAUUUAAGAUUUGUAUAUAUCUAAUAUAAACAUUUCCAUCAGAUAAUACAGGUGUCUGUGAAAUAUAGAAAUGUAGAGUGAUUGGUUUUAGUCUUAUAUCUUUAUUGAUAUUAUGUAUAUUUAUUCUAUGGAAGAAAAAUAUGAAAAAGAAAUAAAAAGACAAAAAUCUG